This is a messenger RNA of Malania oleifera, 1387 nucleotides long. Its product is annotated as protein TIFY 9. The coding region runs from base 360 to 1034 and encodes 224 amino acids. Gene Ontology annotation, cellular component: nucleus. The record is from RefSeq and is a predicted model, not a curated record. Lineage: Eukaryota; Viridiplantae; Streptophyta; Magnoliopsida; Santalales; Ximeniaceae. Gene Ontology annotation, biological process: response to wounding; regulation of defense response; regulation of jasmonic acid mediated signaling pathway. The transcript has 6 exons.
ACGAAAACUUUUCUGCCGCACAACAUAAAUAAAGUCGCGUGAAAGACGUGGCCAAUCAGAAUUCGCUGGGAAGAAAGAGGUGUCAGAGAGAGAAAAAAUUCCUUCCCAUGAAUCUCGUGCGCCUCAUUUCUUAAGGCCCCUCCUCUCUCUGCCCACCCUUCGCAUCGUCGUUUUCUCCUCCUUUUAAUCCAUUUCCGACUCCUCAUUCCUCUUCCUGCUCAUUACUCUCUGCGUCUUCGCUCCGGAAUCCCUAACUCGGCAUCUCAUGUACUGCUCCUCACUAUCUGAAUCCUGAUUCACUUGCAUCUGCCGCUUCAUACGGCUUUCGGAGUUGGAAGGAACGAGAAGAUCGAUCUACGAUGUCUCGAGCAAUGGUGGAGCUUGAUUUCUUCCGCAAGGAGAAAGAGACUGCCUUCUCCUCCAAGUCUCAGUUCCAAAAGCUUUUCGAUCGCCGCGGUAGCUUCCGAGGCAUUAAUGCCAUUUCGAAGAUUAAUCCGGAGGUUCUGAAGAAUCUGCUCGCGACUGGCUCUGCGACAACUCCCAUUCCGAACAACGGAAAUUCGUCGGAGAAUGGCAACUUGUUAUGUGCGAAGAAGUCUUUGUCGGUGCCGUCCACUCCGAGAGCGGAUUACUGUGUGUUUUCACCUUUACCUGUCUAUAAUCCUCUCCCAAGGCCCGAGGUUGAAGCUCCCUCCGAAACUGCUCAUUUAACGAUUUUCUAUAACGGAACCGUCUCCAUUUUUGAUGUAACCCAGGAGAAGGCGGAGAAUAUCCUGAAAUUUGCGGCUGAAGAAAGCUCCAAAGCUGUUGUUGAAUCAGCAGGUACGAAGCUUGUAGAUGCCGUCUCUUCAACUGACCAACCGCAGCUGCUCGACUCGUUUGAUGGAGAUCUGCCGAUCGCCAGAAGAAAGUCGCUGCAGAGGUUUCUAGCGAAACGCAAGGGAAGGUUGACCUCGGUGGCGCCUUAUCCAGAACACGCGUUUUUGGAGAAGAACAAGCUCGCAGCCACAAGGGAGUUCUUAUUCCAGGCCUAGAUGGAAGAUGGAUGACGGAGAAGACUGGUUCCUUCUUUAAUUUUAUGGACUCGAUGAUUCUGAUAGUUGUCUUUUUUUUUUUAAAAAAAAAAACAAUAAUAAUUUUGUUGAAAUUUCUACACCAACCGUAGGAUUUAGGAGGAGACAGCUAGCUGGCUAGUCAGCUGCUUUGACUCACAUCUUAGUUUGUGGUGUUUGGGACUUAAUUGGCAUUGGUCUUGGGUCUGCUUCCUUGAACUUUCCUAUGGUAACCAGUCCAUAUAUAUGUAUGUAAUUUUAGAACCUUUGUCUUAUGUUCUUAAUAUUAUUUGUAAUUAUUUUAUUUAUUAUUAUAUUUGAGCAAUUGUUUGGGA